AGUAGUCUCGACUCUCUUGGCUGGUCGCCGAUUAUCUAGCUUUCUGUUUUAUGUUUAUUAUGCUCUUUUGCUUCACCCCUUUCACCCACGCCUUGAAGACACUAAACAAAAGACCGGCAAGGUUUUUAUCUAGCAUCUCGAAGAUGGCUUCCGUUCAGCUCGCCGAUAUGCGGAAGCCCUAUGUCUCUGGGACGCUGUUGGAAAAAGACCUGCCCACAUUGAAUCCCGUUGAGCUCUUCGAGAAGUGGUUCUUGGAAGUCAAAGAAGGUGGGCUCAUGUACGAAAGCAAUGCUGUUGCCCUCUCCACAACAACCAAGACAGGGUUUCCAUCAUCGCGGAUGGUUCUCCUCAAGGGAUACGGUCCGGAUGGCUUUGUCUUCUUCACAAACUACAACAGUCGCAAGGGCAGGGAACUGGAGGAGAACCCAAAUGCGAGCCUCCUCUUCUACUGGGACAGGCACCAUCGACAGGUGAGGGUCGAAGGCACGGUGGAAAGGACGUCUGUGGACGUGUCGGACAAGUACUUCCACAGCCGGCCCCGGGACAGCCAGCUGUCGGCCGUCGUCAGCCGCCAGAGUCACGUGAUUGAGUCUAGAGCUCAACUUGAAGAGGAAUAUGCAGCCCUGCGAGAAAAGCACAGUGAUGUCUUCAGAGAGGUUCCCAGGCCUGUAGAGUGGGGUGGGUUCUGCUUGCACCCUUUGCGGAUGGAGUUUUGGCAGGGUCACUCGACUCGACUCCACGACCGCAUCGUCUUCCGCAAGGUGCCGCAGGAAGAGAAACCUGUGCCACCCACAGUAGCUGCAGCUCCUGGCUGGCACAUGGAACGCCUCGCACCCUGAUGCGGGAAGUGACGCGUUUCCUAUUUGCUGUCUAUAGUGCUUCCAUGCUGCAUCGCUGUCUUCGAGUCUUCCACAGUGCGGGUCAGGGAUUCCUUCACUGUUCUGAUCUGCCGUGUGAUACAUGUAGUGCUCAAGACUGCAGUCAUUGGGUUUAAUGGGGCAUUGCUGCAUUUUAAGGUUAAGAUUACAACAACAUCCUUGUCGUAGCUAAGAUGGCAUGAAAUGUGUUAAAAUAGUAAAUUGGGCUAGUUGGUAAAUGUUGUAGAUGAUGGGGAUGAACAGCUCAGUAAACGCAGACGAAAAAGAAAAACCCAAGCACGACAGGACAAAGCUCUCUUGUACAGCUGUGUCCUUUUAUAGUUUUGUCUUUUCUGCGUCCGCAUUUACUAAGCUGUUCAUCCGGAUCAUGUAGUUUGGGGUGUGAAAGAUGCAAGUUGUUAUGCUUUUGGGACUGUCUCGUUGUUUUGUUAUUUUAAGGUACCGCAGCUGGGAAUCGUGGAGUCGAGUUUUCUUUUGAAUGAUCAAUGCAUCAUGUGCCUUUUGCAGGCGGUGGCUGUGUAAAAUACUGUAAGGAUUUCAAGCGCUUUGCGACCUCGCAACGAUGACUGCAACAGUUUUCUUGCUUUGCAUUUUGGCUAAAGCUAUAUUAUCCUUUCGUCUUAAAAUUAGCCUAGUAGACGGUAUGCGGCGUUGCGGAAGGCACAACCAGAAACAAUUUUUCUUAGGCGCUUUUGUGUCUUGCAUAAUUUUGCUCUAUACCUGCGAAAAUGGGAGAUGAAGCAGAGGAUGGUGUCAGUGUGUGGGCUUUAUGCUGUUUUUUUGUUGUUGUUUUUUUCGCAAGAAAACAAGGUGAUCAUUGAAUCCCAUGUUUCAUUAUUAUUAUGGAGAGGUCCCGAGUUCGAUACCCGGACCAGGCGGAUUUUUUCGGUCGCGCUCCAGUCACCUAGCUGUGUUUGGAGAUUUGUGUUUGUCCUUUGUCCGUCUUGUUCUCCUUCUCCAGGGAUUAUUUUCGACAUGUUUCAAAUGUAUAAAAAGAAGCGGUGGUGCAAUUUGCAAACCAUUUUAAAUAUAGGCGAUUGUUAGCAUAUUCAAAUGGUGCCACCAUCCUAGCUGAAAUUUUAUCGACUGGGGAGAAGAGAAAAACGACUGUAUUUACUAGUAAUUUUAUGUCAAUCUGUACAUAAAGUACUUUUUUUAAAGCUUG
Ixodes scapularis (black-legged tick) is the source of this 2043-nucleotide messenger RNA. Its product is annotated as pyridoxine/pyridoxamine 5'-phosphate oxidase. The transcript has 7 exons. Lineage: Eukaryota; Metazoa; Arthropoda; Arachnida; Ixodida; Ixodidae. Gene Ontology annotation, molecular function: pyridoxamine phosphate oxidase activity; FMN binding. Gene Ontology annotation, biological process: pyridoxine biosynthetic process. The coding region runs from base 51 to 839 and encodes 262 amino acids. The record is from RefSeq and is a predicted model, not a curated record.